AUGUUCGAACAACGGUUGCAUGAAAUCGGUGUUGGGGCUGAAUUUUUAAAAGAAAAGAGAGAGAGAUCACGAUUCGAUCACUGUUUUAUCGGAAUGAUUAAAAACAGAGUAAUAACAACUUCAACAUUGAUCAAUGUUGUUGGAUUGUUAACAACUCUUUUAAUUUUAUUAUCCUCUCCUAGUGCAUCGUUGGCACAAUCAUGUGGAGGUGAGAUCACUCCAUUAGAGUAUACUUUGAGAGUACCUGAUUCAUGCUCACCGGGUAGAAUCAGCCCCUACUAUCUCCAAAUUGACACUGCUCAUUUGUACUCGGUGCUCUAUACAUCACCUGCACUCUACUUGAAGUGGGCGACCGAUAGCAGAGUCACCAUCGAUUUGCCACUCGACCAUGCAUUGAACCUUACCAUUUAUUAUGGCAAUCAAACUUGUAAAGAGUCGAUUGACUUUCAACACACAUCCUACUUUAAGGUCGAUACUCCUCAAUGCCAACAUUCACUCGUCACCGUCGUCAACAACUUCCCUACAUGUAUGACACCCACUCUCAACAACAUCCCUUUUGACUCGAUUGGCAAAACACAACAAAUCUCGGUCAACACUGGUGACUAUGCUCUCAACUGUAGAAUCGAUGGUCAGUCUUGUAGCAUGGCUCUCAAUAUUCAAUCACCAAUCCAAAAGGAUCCAAAGCUUAGAGUAGUCCCAACGAGAUGCAAUGACGGUGGUUCUAUCCUCGUACUCAACCCAACCGACUACACUUCGAUCAGAUUGUACAAGGGUAACACCAACUACACCAUGGUUGGAAAUGAUUUCUUCCCAGACCUCCCAUACGGUGGGUACAGUCUCGAAGUCAUUUCUGGCACAUGUGGAAACCAAACCAUCCCAGUAUCAAUCGUCCAAGACAUUCCAUCCAUCAAAGUAACUGCCAACGAAAAGAUGGAGUGUCCAGACAACCUUAAUUACACCGUCUCCUUUAGAAACUACAAUGUCACUGAUCCAGAAUUCAGUUUCGGUCAAGAUAGAUUCUCUGGUGAAAUUGCCGUAAACUAUGAUCAAUGUGAAGCUUCUUAUAGUUUUGAUUAUCAUUAUUAUCCAUUCCCAUAUGAACAUUCAAUUGAUUAUGAAUCAAUUUGUUCAAAUAGUUUUAAUGAAUCACUGUUGGUUACAUUUAGUGGUUAUUAUGAAUCAUUGAUGGUACAGAAUCCAAAUUACCAGAGUAUGGAUAUUUUGAAUAAUAAUACAUUCUGGGCCAACAUUGGUGAUCAAUAUCGUGCCUCUAUUCAAUCGUGUAAUAGACAAGAGUAUGGUAUCCAAGUGAACCUCCCCAAACCAGUUUUGGUAGAGUAUCCAGAGCCAGAGGAGAGCAAACUUUCAUGUCUUUACAAUACCACAUUUAGAAUGACCGAAUACACUUUAUUGAUCAAGGCAGAGAAUGGUGUUUUCAAGAAUAUCCCACGUCUACCAUACACACUCUCCUACGAUUAUCUCAAUCCAACCAAUGGAAGCAAGUGUUUGUCUGGUUCAAUUAGUAUUAAUUUGGAACAAACUGCUCUUGCCAAAGAAGAGUAUACUGUCAAACCUCUAAACUAUUCAGGUACCUGUGUACCAGAGAAUAGCAUUGAACUCGAAUUCACCUUUCCCAAUGGAUACUCGGUCACUACUGCCAACCAGUACAAUGACAACGUCCUCUUUUGGGUGCAAGCCUAUCCAUACUGUAUCGACUUUUUGAUGUUUGAUUCGGCCAAGUAUCCAAACACCACCCUUCCAGCCAACAUUGAUAUUCAAGCCGUCGACGCACAAUGCCAAUACGAUCCCAGAGUCGGAAUUACCGUCUCCUAUCCAGGCAGUCAAGAAACAGUCCAAGGAGUGUAUAUUAACGGUGUCCGUCAACAAUACACACAAUCUUUCUACAACGUUGCACCUGGAACAUACGAUGUGUCGGUCGUUACCAGUUUCUACAGAACCACCGAUAUUUAUUGUAGCAAAAAUGCAACUGUCACUGUUCGUAACUUAGACACUUCUGGAUUUGCUGUCAACUGCGUUGCCGUCCCUGUCACCUCUUGUUUGACUGGUGGCUCCAUUGUAUGUGAUACCCAGAAUGGAACAGUUUCAUAUUUGACGACCAGUACCUCUCCCUCUAUUGAUGGUCCAAAUGCAGUCUUUGCCGACCUUCCUUCAGGCUACUACAAUGUCCUCAUCACCAAUCCAGCAUGUCCAGCAUAUGGAAGUUCAGGUGAUUUUGGAGGUAUCAUGCGUGUCCUUGUCCCAACCGACCCAACCAACUAUACCAUCACACACACCAUCAGACGUCCAAGCACGUGUCCAGCCGGAGAUGCCUUUGUCUCGUUUGACAUUUUUGACAAUGCCUUGCAAGAACCAAUUACCAUCGAGAAUGUCAUGUAUAAUGAACGUUCAGUGAAUGGUGACUAUGUCUCUUUUGUAAGAGGAGGAAAUAAUGUUGAAUUUGGUCUAAGAAGUUCAUAUUGCAAUUUCUCUUACAUUGUCCCCAAGGUCGAAGAAUUGCCAGUCUCAUCACUGUUUGAUUUCACUUUGUCCCCAGAAACCUGUGCUGCACCAAGUAGUGUAAAGGUUAUUCCCAAGUCAGUUACCAAUUUUGUAGACCAAGUAUAUGACUGUAACUCGGGCGAUAUUACUGUCAAACUUGCCUGGAACAGUAAUUGUUAUGCCGAGUUCCCAAUCACCGUCCCACAACCAUUGACCGCCAUCAAACCACAAUUCACCUACACACCACCCGCCACAUGCGGAACACUCGAGGGUUACCUGACCAUCACCAACAUCGACCAAUACAGAACCAUUGGUUUCUACGAUGCCACCGCCGACCCAGUCACUGGCAUCAUGUACGCAUUGCAAUCCGACGAUACAAGAGAGCUUGACUAUGUCGACAUUAACGGAUGCAGCGCCCAAUACGAGUUGAGUGUCAAGGAUUUCUACCCUGAAACCAAUCUCACCACAGCCGGUAUUAUCAUCCAACCAGAGUCAUGCACUGGUGGUUGGGAUGGUUCAGUCACAGUGCCCACUGGAAACGGAAAGAAAUACCAACUUUUAAUUCAAUCAUUGAUGAUCAGUGGUGAGCCAACUCUUUCUCUUUCAGCUCCAGAAUGUUCAGACUCGUUGUACAAUGUUUUGGUCGGAUCAGAUUUUGCCGGCAACUCAUCUACCGCCUUUGGCAAUUUCACAUUGUCUCUUGUAAACACAACCGGUUCCUAUGAAUACAAUGCCAACAAUCAACCAAUCCCAUUCAACCAAGAUGAAACCUACUUUGUCACUGUCAACAAUGCCAAUCAAAAGUGUCGUCGUAUUUUCAAUGCCACUAUUGUCAAACAAGAGGAUACCGUCACUGCCAACAUUACCCGUACCAUCCAACCAGACCUAGUCACCUAUAGUCCACCAGCCGAAUGUAUCGAUGAUGGCGGAGACAGCAAAAAGAAUCUUGCUUGGAUUGCAGCUGUAGUCAUUGGAGCUCUCUUGGUCGCUUUAGGUGUUGGUUUCCUUGUCUAUAGAUUAAAAAGAAGACCAGCGACAACCUCUAUCGAUAUGCCAAAAGACGAUAAAAUUGAAAUGAAGACAGUACCAGUCUACACUGCUGGAAAGAUUCAAAAUAUUGAUGAAUUCUAA
This is a messenger RNA of Cavenderia fasciculata, 3630 nucleotides long. RefSeq lists its product as uncharacterized. The coding region runs from base 1 to 3630 and encodes 1209 amino acids. The record is from RefSeq and is a predicted model, not a curated record. Lineage: Eukaryota; Evosea; Eumycetozoa; Acytosteliales; Cavenderiaceae. The transcript is spliced from 7 exons.